Molecule: messenger RNA, 483 nt
Organism: Mya arenaria
Lineage: Eukaryota; Metazoa; Mollusca; Bivalvia; Myida; Myidae
Exons: 3
Coding region: 1-483 (160 amino acids)
Source: RefSeq, a predicted model, not a curated record
AUGCGGUUUCCUGACCGGGAGCACAUCCAGACGGACUCUGCUGACUUUGUUGUGAGCCCAAAGCCGGGGGACAAAGUCAGAUGUGGGGUGUUUGUGAUCGCAGCGACAGAUCUAGACGAUGACAGACGUGGAAUAUUUAAAAAAAUUGUCAGUCAAAAGGAACUGAUGGAGGAAAAAGGGAUUCCAAGCGUUGUUGUUCUUACAAAAGUGGACAAAUUGUGCAAAGAUGCUUCCCAUGUAUACAAGAGCAGUGAUGUGAAAGAGGCUGUGGACACAGCUUCGUCUUUGCUCGGCAUAUCUCGUAACAAUAUAUUUCCUUUGAAAAACUACGAAGACGAGGUAGAGAUUGACGAGGUCGUUAAUAAUAUGGCGUUCACCAUACUGAAACACAUCAUUUAUCGCGCACUGGAUGGAAUGGAGCCUGUCGGCGACCAGUGUACCCACACUGCUGCUUUGGAAACGACCGAAUCUGAUGUUCUUUAA